Oncorhynchus mykiss (rainbow trout) is the source of this 1636-nucleotide messenger RNA. RefSeq names its product carbohydrate sulfotransferase 14 (gene chst14). The record is from RefSeq and is a predicted model, not a curated record. Gene Ontology annotation, molecular function: sulfotransferase activity. Gene Ontology annotation, biological process: carbohydrate biosynthetic process; dermatan sulfate proteoglycan metabolic process. Gene Ontology annotation, cellular component: membrane. NCBI's taxonomy places the organism in Eukaryota, Metazoa, Chordata, Actinopteri, Salmoniformes, Salmonidae.
CAAUCCCCACCGACGCUUUCUUCUUUUUACAGGAACAGGAGUAUUUUUGGUAGUAGCAGCCUACUUUACUGAGAAUACGAUAUGUGUACGUGGUAGUUUACACACUUUUUUCUCCUCAUAAAAACAAUAUAUCACAUAUCCAACGGACAUCAUUCAGAGAUCGAUGAUGCCUCCGCGAAACCAAGAUUUCGGACUGAAAAAGGCUGGAGGGGCCAGGAGCGGGUCCGUGAUAAACUUCAGAAAAACUGUGAAUUCCGGCUCUUUACGCCGCAGCUCUACUGUCUUGCCAUCGGUGCUGACGUUCGCUGUGAUCGUGGCGUCCGGGGGCCUUCUGCUCAUGAUAGAGAAAGGAAUGCUGAAUAGUAUGGAGACACCACCACCUCUGGGAUACAGCAAGAGGUCAGGCUACCCCAGACAAGCCCGAAAUCUCGAUCCAGCUGUGGACGCAGAAUCCCAGAUUCUCCAGGAGAUCCGUAACCGCACCAUCCGGACCAUGUGUGGUCAGAAGAACAUGCCUCACAGUGUGUGGUCCCUGAGCCCCCUGCAGAGGAAAACCCUGCUGCAGCACAUCCUGGUGAACGACGAGCACCGCUUCCUCUACUGCUACGUCCCCAAGGUGGCCUGCUCCAACUGGAAGAGGGUUCUGAAGGUCCUGAGUGGGGCUCUAGAGAACGUGGACGUCAACAUCAAGAUGAACCACAAGAGUGACCUGCUCUUCCUGUCCUCCCUGAAGCCUGAGGAGAUCCGCUAUAGGCUGAAACACUACUUCAAGUUCAUGUUUGUCAGGGAACCCAUGGAGCGCCUUCUCUCCGCUUACAGGAACAAGUUUGGGGAGAUCAAGGCCUACCAGGAGAAGUACGGUGCCGAGAUCAUCAGGCGCUACAGAAAGGGCCAUGCCAAGGAUACAGCAGUGGCUGGGGAUGAUGUGACUUUUGCUGAGUUUGUGCGCUACCUGCUGGAUGAGGAUGUGGACCGCAUGAAUGAGCACUGGAUGCCCAUCUACAACCUGUGUCAGCCAUGUGCCGUGUCCUAUGACUUCAUUGGCUCCUAUGAGCAUCUGGAGAGUGAUGCGGACUAUGUGCUACAGCGUAUUAGUGCACCUCCACACGUCCACUUCCCUGAGCGACAGACGUGGUACAAGCCUGUCACCAAGGAGACGCUGCACUAUUACCUAUGCAGUCUGCCUCAGAAGCUUCUCAGGGAACUCCUGCCCAAGUAUAUUCUAGACUUUUCCCUGUUUACUUACCCCUUCCCCAACACAACCACUGAGUACUGCAGACAUUAACUGCAAGAUGGUAUUUUAUACUUGGAAAUAUUAUUUUUCUACAGCAUCUUGUUACACAUUUGCCAUUUCUUUUUUUCUUUUUUAUUAUUCUGAGGGAACAAGCAGUAUUUUGAUAUGUUACUUUUUACAUUAGAUGUUACAGCAUUGGGAAAUAUGAAUUGUGUGUUUGAGUAUAUGCAUAAAACCACUGAACUCGAAAGGAAUUGUAUUUUUAGAAGGAAAGAGGAUGUUACUGAAGCAAAUCAAUUAAGUAAUUAAACUGUUACUGUCCAAUUGCUCUAAUUACUGUGCACUCCAUCUGGGCUUCAACCAAACAACGACCCAACAAAGUAUUAAAGCCCCAAUAACACA